Molecule: messenger RNA, 1656 nt
Organism: Zasmidium cellare ATCC 36951
Lineage: Eukaryota; Fungi; Ascomycota; Dothideomycetes; Mycosphaerellales; Mycosphaerellaceae
Exons: 2
Coding region: 1-1656 (551 amino acids)
Biological process (GO): amino acid transmembrane transport
Cellular component (GO): membrane
Molecular function (GO): amino acid transmembrane transporter activity
Source: RefSeq, a predicted model, not a curated record
AUGGCAGAUCCGGAGCUGGGACAAGGCUCCAAGGCCUUCUGGAGCAAGACGCAGACCGAUCUGGACGACAGACCAGUUCUGGAUUAUGAAGCUCCUCCCGCAGCGCCUGAGACGACUCAGCUGGCGCGAAAGCUCUCUGCACGACAGGUCCAGAUGAUUGCCAUCGGGGGGACUAUUGGGACGGGACUAUUCCUCGGUACGGGCAACUCGCUGGCCAAAGGAGGACCGGCUUCGAUGUUGAUAUCGUACGCGAUUGUGGGUGGGAUCGUGUUUGUGACGAUGUUGUCUUUGGGCGAGAUGGCGGCUUUUGUGCCGGUUGCUGGGUCGUUUUGUACUUUUGCUGGACGUUUCGUGGACGAUGCUUUUGGAUUCGCGCUCACCUGGAACUACUGGUUCAACGAUGCCGUGUCAACAGCCUCCGACCUGAUCGCUCUACAACUUCUCCUGCAGUACUGGACCGACAACUUCCCCGGCUGGGCAAUCAGUCUGAUCUUCCUCUUCGUGCUCAUCGCCCUCAAUAUCGUCACUGUACGAGCAUAUGGCGAGAUGGAGUACUGGCUAUCGUUCCUUAAAGUUGCGACGAUCAUCGUCUUCGUUAUCUUGGGAAUUGCGGUCAACUGUGGCGGCAACACCGAUCACCAGUACAUUGGCGGGAAGAACUGGUACAUUGGCGACGCCCCCUUCGUUAACGGGAUCGGUGGAUUUGCCUCUGUCUUCGUCACGGCUUCCUUUGCCUACGGCGGCACUGAAUCGAUCGCUAUCACUGCUGGAGAGACGAAGGAUCCUCACAGCACUCUCCCAAAGGUGGUACGCAACGUUUUCUGGAGGAUAAUCGUUUUCUACUUCCUUUCGAUCCUCAUAAUUGGCCUGAACGUGCCAUACACUUAUCCGGGUCUUUCGUCAAAGGACAGCCAUACCUCACCGUUUACGAUUGUGUUCCAGAUGGCAGGCAGCAAGGCCGCAGGCUCUUUCAUCAAUGCUGUGGUUAUGACGAGUGUCAUAUCAGCUGGAAACCACGCACUCUUCGCCGGCUCAAGAUUGAUGUAUACCCUCGCCGUUAACGGACAUGGACCUCGCUUCCUAGGCACACUGAACAGACACCACACACCCUGGGUGGCAGUCCUGGCAACUGUCGCCAUCAGUGGAUUGUGCUUCGGAGCCAGCUACAUUGGGGCAGGGCAACUCUGGACAUGGCUACAGAAUAUCGUCGGCGUGUCGAAUCAACUGUCCUGGAUUGCAAUCGGCUUUGCUUCCCUGCGCUUCAGAGCUGGAAUCAAGAAGCAAGGACUGGAACAUCUUCUGCCAUUCAAGAAUUGGACAUACCCGUACGGACCUAUUCUGGCGGUCGUCCUGAAUAGCGUUCUGGUCUUGGUCCAGGGCUGGAGUUGCUUCUCGCCCAGAUUCAAGGCUGUGGACUUUGUCUCGUACUACAUCGAGCUGCCUGUCAUGCUCGUCAUGUUCGUGGGCUGGAGAUUGCUCAAACGAACGAAGUUUGUGCGUCUGGAAGAGAUGGACCUGACGACUGAUCGGUUCGAUCAAGGCUUCACGCCCGAGGAGCGCGAAGAUGCAUUGGAGAAGUCGAAGCUGAGUCCUUGGGCGAAAGGUCAGCCAUGGAAAAAGAGAGCCCAGGCCAUCGGGCAAUGGUUGUUCUUCUAG